CUCAGGCAGAUGAAGCGGUGCAUUAUUAUUUUUCAAUUUGUUGUCUGCGAUUGUUUGAACUUUUAGAUUGAAAUAUAAUGUGGGAGGAAACAAUAUCAGUAGUACUACUGGCUGUAACACUAUUGACAUUAUGGUCACUGUACACCAAAAGAAAUAUAUUUAAGUUCGGAAAUAAGUACAUCCACUACACAUUCUAUCCAAUUUUUGGACACUAUUUUCAACUUAAAGAUAUGACUAUGUUUGAUAUAUCCGUAAAGGAAGGAACGAAGAAAGGUUUUCCAUAUGGUUGUUGGUUAGGACAUAAUUAUUAUUACGUAACAACCGAUGGUGAAGAAAUAAAAACAAUUUUAACGCAUCCAGAUACGGUAGAGAAAGCUGAUUUCUACAAAACCUUCAAAAUAGGAGCUUGGAAUACUGUUUUAUUGCUGCCAGAAAAACUAUGGAAACCACGAAGGAAACACUUUUCAAAAAGCUUCAGCCAACCCACUCUUAAUUCGUACGUCCCAUUUUUCUACAAAAACAGCGUAACAUUGAUGGAAAAACUAAAAAAUAUGCAGAACAAGGAUCUGUUUGAAACAUUUGUCAGUUUUACUUUCAACUCGUUUUGCGAAAUUAUAACUAACAAGGAUUAUAAUAUACAAACGGAAGAAGGCCCUAAAGUAGUAGAAUGGUUGAAUUUGUCUCAGAAAAUACUUGGAGAUAAUAUUCUAAGAGUAGGUUCCGGAUUUUUCUUUGUAAUUUUGUUUGUACUAACAAAAACUACACAAGUCUAUCAACUACUUAAAUGCGUAAUAUUAUACAGGACUAUUACUCAACAGAUUAUUGAUGACAGAGGAAUGGAAAUUAAAAAGAAUCCUGAUGCAGACUCAAACUUGCUCGAUACAAUGACAAAUGAUGAAAAAACAUUUUCUAAUAGGAUAAUUAAUGACGAAAUGGUGACAUUUACUUUUGCUGCUGCAGAUACCAGUGGCAACACUUUGGCCUUUCUGUCAACACUUUUGGGCAUGCACACUAAUGUUCAGAAUAAACUUUAUGAAGAGAUAUUGGAAGAAAUUGGACUUGAUCGACCAAUUGAAGCAUCAGAUUUGCAUAAACUCAAAUAUACAGAGAGAGUUAUUUUAGAAACUCUCAGAUUAAUUCCAGUAGUUCCAAUAAUAGGAAGAUAUAUAUCAAAGGAUAUUAAAUGCGGUUCAAAAACAAUUCCCAAAGGUGUAAAUGCCGUUGUAAACAUAUUUAGUCUGCAUCGUAACGAGCAGUACUGGUCAGACCCUUUGAAAUUUGAUCCAGACAGAUUUUUACCAGAGGAGAUUGCAAAAAGGCCAUCUUAUUGCUACAUGCCAUUCUCCACAGGAUCUCGAAAUUGUAUAGGAAAAACAUACGCAUUGAUGAACAUAAAAGUAGCUAUUGCUAACAUUGUACGAAACUACAAGAUGUCUUCGAAAUAUAAAUCAGUAGAAGAAAUGGAUUUCCGAUCAUUUAUAACGAUGAGAGCAAAACAUAACCUAGACUGCCAAUUUACGCCAAGAAAGUAA
This is a messenger RNA of Sitophilus oryzae (rice weevil), 1532 nucleotides long. Its product is annotated as cytochrome P450 4C1-like. Gene Ontology annotation, molecular function: iron ion binding; oxidoreductase activity, acting on paired donors, with incorporation or reduction of molecular oxygen; monooxygenase activity. Lineage: Eukaryota; Metazoa; Arthropoda; Insecta; Coleoptera; Curculionidae. Bases 78 to 1532 code for a protein of 484 amino acids. The transcript has 11 exons. The record is from RefSeq and is a predicted model, not a curated record.